AAAAUAGAAAAAAAAAAACAUUUUAGCUUAAUAUUUUAUUUUUCUUUUCAUGGGUGAGCAAAACUCAUCAACACCAAAACUCUCACUAUCUAAACUCCCAUGCAAGCAAAGAGAAGCCAAACAACAAAUUAUGCUCACACCACCAAUACAAUCCCACGUGUCGGUCCCUUUUCGGUGGGAGGAGGCUCCCGGAAAGCCGAGGCCGGCCACCACGGAGCGGCGGCCGGCCGCCGCCAGGUGUCUCGACCUGCCGCCGAGGUUGGUAGUCGACGAGGCAAAAAUUACGAUAAUGCCCUCGCCGGAGACCGUGCUCGACGGGCCGUACGUGGGCCGGUCUUUGUCGCUCGCGUGCACGUUUUCCUUCCGAAAAGUGGCGGUGGCGGGCGGCAGGGAAGAAGGGCUCGGGCACCGGAGUUUUCGGGAAAUGGAGGGGUCGUCGGGCAGGGGUACUUUCGUCAUUUCGCACACGUUGGGGGAGAUGUUCAAGAGCGAGAGGAACGUGAGGGUCACGAGGGUUAGGAGGAGGAGGAGCUUCUUUAAUUUGGCCACCGUCAAUUCUAACUUUCUUUGUGGUUGGACAUUUGUGGGAGCUUCAAGCAUGCUAUUCCAUGGAGGCGAAGAAGACGAUGAAGUUCGGGCACAAAUAUGGGUUGACCCGAUUGUCUUUUAUUAGUCAGGAUAUAUAUAACAUUAAUUGGCUAGUAGUGGUUCAUGUGAACCCUCAAAAAUCAGAAUUAAAUGGCUAGUAGUGGUUCAUGUGAACCCUCAAAAAUCAGAUUA
Molecule: messenger RNA, 780 nt
Organism: Striga asiatica
Lineage: Eukaryota; Viridiplantae; Streptophyta; Magnoliopsida; Lamiales; Orobanchaceae
Source: the annotation of a GenBank genome assembly